This is a messenger RNA of Camelus dromedarius (Arabian camel), 1670 nucleotides long. RefSeq names its product neuroglobin (gene NGB). The coding region runs from base 243 to 698 and encodes 151 amino acids. Gene Ontology annotation, molecular function: heme binding; oxygen binding; oxygen carrier activity. Lineage: Eukaryota; Metazoa; Chordata; Mammalia; Artiodactyla; Camelidae. Gene Ontology annotation, biological process: oxygen transport; response to hypoxia. The transcript is spliced from 4 exons. The record is from RefSeq and is a predicted model, not a curated record.
GCAGCGGGGCGCAGGGCUCAGUGGGGAGGAGCAGGGUCCCCAGAAGCACCAGCAGGGCCAGCACGGCUAGGGUGCCUCCACCUGGGCGGCUAAGGAGCGGUGGCUGGACUCCGCCCGGCCGAGGCGCCGGGUCCGUACCGGGUGCAGUGUGGCCGCGUCGCCGUGGAGAUGGCGCGGCACGUGCGGUGACGGUGCUCGCGCCCCGAGGGUCCUAGCCUUGCGCCCCGCAUUCCCGGGCGAGCAUGGAGCGCCCGGAGCCCGAGCUGAUCCGGCAGAGCUGGCGAGCGGUGAGCCGCAGCCCGCUGGAGCAUGGCACCGUCCUGUUCGCCAGGCUGUUUGACCUGGAGCCAGACCUGCUGCCCCUCUUUCAGUACAACUGCCGCCAGUUCUCCAGCCCAGAGGACUGCCUCUCUUCCCCUGAGUUCCUGGACCACAUCAGGAAGGUGAUGCUCGUGAUUGACGCCGCGGUGACCAAUGUGGAGGACCUGUCCUCGCUGGAGGAGUACCUUGCCAGCCUGGGCAGGAAGCACCGGGCAGUGGGUGUGAAGCUCAGCUCCUUCUCGACGGUGGGUGAGUCGCUGCUCUACAUGCUGGAGAAGUGCCUGGGCCCUGCCUUCACACCUGCCAUGCGGGCUGCCUGGCGCCAGCUCUAUGGGGCUGUGGUACAGGCCAUGAGUCGAGGCUGGGAUGGCGAGUAAGAGAUGACUCUGCCCAGCGGCCUUCCCCUGGCGGCCCCUGACUGUCCGUGUCUAUCUUUUGAUCUGUGUCCACUGUAGCCCAGGCUCCCCCAGGCCUUCCUGCCCUGUGGUCCUUGUCCCCUUGGCCAUACCAGAGAGGUGAUGGAGCAGGGCUGGGUCUCUGUCCCCCUCACCCCCAGCUUCCCAAUUUCCCCUCUGGCAUCCCUUCUUCCUCCAGGAGGAGGAGCCGCGUUUUGGUGGCAGAGGUGGCAUCGGGCCCGGGGUGGGGGGCUUGUUCAGAGAAAAUAGGCUCUUCUGUCGUCUUCCCUUCCCAGUGAGCCCGGGCCAGGUGGGGACAGCGGAGGGGGAGGAAUGGGAUGGCUGAGCUGCGGGCACCUUCCCAGCUUGCCUGCCUUCAGUGCUUUUUCUCUCCCAGGGAUGUUUGCUUUUCACAAGGAAAAGGGAGGGACAGCUUAGGCCUUCAUGGUGAAAUCACAGGCAGCAGGAUCAGGUGACCAGGAGACCUGCUGAGGAAGGGGGAGGUGGCUCUGUGAUGGGGCUCACCUGGGUCUUGGGGGCCCACUCAGAUGCCACCUGACAGUUUUUCUUUUGCAGUGUGUGAUGGGAGUUCCCCUAUCGUUGCUCUGGAGGAAACAGCUAGCCAGCCAGGGAGGGGCUGGGCUGCGGAAGGGCAAGGAAGGAGGGGGAGUUUCAUUGCCAGAGAGACCCGAGGCCCAGUGGCUCUUCCUCCAGCAGGCCCUGAGUCUUAUCCUCCACCCCGACGCUUUCUGCCUCUGCCCACACCGAUUGCGGGUCCAUAGUUCCCUGUAUUUAAUAUCCGGCGUGUGCCUAUGCUUAUGUGGGUGGAUAGAAGAGAAAGCAGCAGGAGAGGCCCCCUCCCUUUACCCUGAGCUGCCUCCAUGUUUAUCUUUUGCUGCGUGCUGUGUUUGUAUAAACUCAUGCGGAAUAAACCUGUUCUGUGUGCCUCUCUGA